Molecule: messenger RNA, 2352 nt
Organism: Naegleria fowleri
Lineage: Eukaryota; Heterolobosea; Eutetramitea; Acrasida; Naegleriidae
Exons: 2
Coding region: 1-2352 (783 amino acids)
Biological process (GO): phosphorelay signal transduction system
Molecular function (GO): 3',5'-cyclic-nucleotide phosphodiesterase activity
Source: RefSeq, a predicted model, not a curated record
AUGAUGCAAACCCAACAACCGCCUACUUCUGCCUUGACGAGAUUGGGCGGUGGAGAAGAGAGAAAGCUGAGUUUAGGCUCAUCAUCGGAGGGUCGACGAGACAGUGUUUCUUCUUCUUCAAUUCCUCAAUUAUUAACGGAUUCAAAUAUUGUCCCUAAUAUUUUGGUGAUCGAUGAUGAUUUAGUAACAAGAAAAACUCUUUCAAAAUUACUUUCAAAUUUGGGAUACAAAUGUACAACAGCAGCAGGAGGAAAAGAGGCUUUGAGCUUGUUGUUGCGCGAUGAUGAGGAUCCGUUUCAUUGCCUUUUAGUAGAUGUAAUGAUGCCAGAAAUGGAUGGUUUUGGUUUCAUUCGGGUCUUGAAACAGGCCAUUAAUCGAGAAAUUCCUUGUAUUAUGAUGAGCGGCAGCGAGGAUCCAGAAACCGUCUCAAAAUCAUUCCAAUAUGGAGCAGAAGAUUUUCUUCCAAAACCGAUCAAGGAAGAAAUUCUUAGAGCAAGAAUACAAACUGUGUUAGCAUAUAGAGACCGAAGAAUAAGGGAAAGAUUUUAUAUUAACAAGAUUGUAGAAGAACAGAGAUUAAGAAAUCAACUUCACAUGCAAGAAAAGAAGAAUGAAGAAGAAUUAAUGGCCUUCAAAAAGAAGGUUAGUGAAUCAAUCGAAACACCCAUUCAGUUAAUUGUCGGCACAGUAGGAGACAUUAUGAGUGGAAGUUUAGAUCGAGAGCAAACUAAACUUGCUCUCAUUUCUGUGAUGAAAUCUCUCAGUUCUUCAAAUCUAUAUAGACCAGCCUUUUUAGAUUCUCUCAAAACAACUGAAAUGGAUGAAAGUACCCGUCAUUGGUUGGUGAAUCAAUACACCAAAGAUGCCGAGGAAUAUAACGCUAGAAGAUACAGCAUCAAUGAGAGAAGUAAUAGUCUAGAUUCUGGAAGCUCCACUGACUCGACCAAUAAUUACUCUACCACUCUUGCUCUUCCCAGUAGCGCACAGACCCCAAAUACAACCCAAACCAAACCUGAAGCAGAAUUACCAUUCAACUUGGACACAUACAAACCCGAUGUUGACUUGAAAUCUCUGAACUAUGAUGCUUUCAAAUACUCUGACUAUGAAGAGUUGAAAAAGCACGUCAUGUACUUCUUCAAAUCGCUGAACAUGUUCGAGAUUUUCAAUAUUAAGCCAUUUAAAUUAUGGGCCUUCUUGGGCGAUCUAAGAAAGAAGUAUCGAGCAAAUUUUUAUCACAAUUUUAGACAUUGUUGCGAUGUUACACAAUACCUUUAUUUACUGAUCAAUAAUGAGAAGAUUGAUGCGUUCUUUUCCAAUUUGGAAAAACUUGUGUUAUUAGUUUCUGGGCUCUGCCAUGACAUUGAUCAUCCAGGAGUGAAUAAUAACUUUUUAAUUGCAACAGAGGAUGAGUUGGCCUAUCGAUACAAUGACAAGAGUGUUCUUGAAAAUUAUCAUGCAUUCAAUGCAUUUAAAAUUUUGCAAAAGGAUGAAUGUAACUUUUUAGAUGGCCUCUCUGAGGAUCAAUUCCGAGAAUUUAGGAAAUGUCUCGUCCAGACUAUUUUAGCAACCGAUAUGAGCAAUCACUUUUCCAUCAUUUCAAUUUUCGAAUCUCGAAUAGGAACUGGAAGAUUAUCUAACGAAAACGCUGAGGACAGAAUAUUAUUGAUGCGAGUGUUAAUGAAAUGUUCGGACAUUAGCAAUUUGAGCAGGCCCUUCCCUAUUGCAAAGAAAUGGGCUAACGCAUGUAUUAACGAAUUCUUUUCACAGGGAGAUUUAGAGAGACAGAAAGGGCUUCCCAUUAGCCCUCUCAUGGAUAGAAAUUCUUUGGACUUCCCCAAGUCACAAAUGGAUUUUGGAAAAUUCGUGGUUUCUCCCUUAUUUAAGUUGGUUGCUUCCUCCUUUAAGGAAUUGACCUUCUUACAUGAAUCCGUGUUGAAUAAUAUUGAGACGUGGAGGCACAUUUAUGAAGAAGAACAAGCCAAAAAGGCACUUGCUGCUGCUUCCUCAAGCCCACCGUCAUCGAGUCCACCUCAAGAGAAGAGCCCUCCAGAAAAGCAAGAAGAUUCAAGUAAGAAGGAUGCAUCAACCACCAAAGUGGAUCAGACCAAUGUUGCCCACUCUGAAGAAAAGGUCAGCAACAAUGAUACAGCAAACAUGACGACUACAACAACUCAGCAAAAUACUAAUACUACUGUUAACAGUAGUAUCAGUUCCAAUGAUAGAAUUCUCGAGACUGCCACCACAGUUAAGCCUUCUCAGCUUGCGAGCCAGUCCAACAGUCGUGUGUUGUUCUUUGUCCUGCCAAUCUUGUUCUUAAUUCUCUCACUAAUUCUAUAUUUCCUAACCAUGUAA